Molecule: messenger RNA, 549 nt
Organism: Salvelinus fontinalis (brook trout)
Lineage: Eukaryota; Metazoa; Chordata; Actinopteri; Salmoniformes; Salmonidae
Product: gamma-crystallin M3-like
Exons: 3
Coding region: 4-549 (181 amino acids)
Biological process (GO): visual perception; lens development in camera-type eye
Molecular function (GO): structural constituent of eye lens
Source: RefSeq, a predicted model, not a curated record
ACCAUGUCUAUGGGAAAGAUCAUCUUCUACGAGGACAGGAACUUCCAGGGUCGUUCCUAUGAGACCUCCAGCGACUGCCCUGAGCUGACCUCCUACCUGAGCAGGUGCAACUCCUGCAGAGUUGAGAGCGGCUGCUUCAUGGUCUAUGAUCAUUCCAACUUCAUGGGAAACCAGUACUUUGUGAGAAGGGGAGAGUAUGGUGACUACCAGCGUAUGGGCAUGAACGAUUGCAUCAGGUCUUGCCGUAACAUCCCCAUGCACAAAGGAAACUUUAGGAUGAGGAUGUACGAGAAGGAGAACUUCGGAGGUCAGAUGCACGAGCUGAGCGAUGACUGUGAGUCCAUGACCGAUCGUUUCCGCAUGAACGACAUGCAGUCCUGCAACGUGAUGGACGGCCACUGGCUGAUGUACGAGCAGCCCCACUUCAGAGGCAGGCAGAUGUACAUGAGGCCUGGAGAGUACAGGAACAUGAGAGAGUUGAGCAUGCACAUGGGCUCCAACCCCAUGAGGUUCAACAGCAUGAGGCGUAUCAUGGAUUCUUGUUAUUAA